This is a messenger RNA of Daktulosphaira vitifoliae (grape phylloxera), 2144 nucleotides long. RefSeq names its product max-binding protein MNT-like. Bases 446 to 2029 code for a protein of 527 amino acids. Gene Ontology annotation, molecular function: RNA polymerase II cis-regulatory region sequence-specific DNA binding; protein dimerization activity; DNA-binding transcription factor activity, RNA polymerase II-specific. The transcript has 9 exons. Gene Ontology annotation, biological process: regulation of transcription by RNA polymerase II. The record is from RefSeq and is a predicted model, not a curated record. Lineage: Eukaryota; Metazoa; Arthropoda; Insecta; Hemiptera; Phylloxeridae.
UUCGGCUCGCGAAAAUCCUACGCAUACCACGUAACCUGCCGCGCACCCGGCACCAUACAGCCAGUAAGCUCCGACCGCCGACGACGGUAUUGUGUUAUUCCCAAUCGGAGCGUCCGUUAUAAUUUGUAUUUGUUAUUAUUAUUAUAAAUCUAAAGGUUUUACGCCUCUUUUAGGCGUUGUCACUUGAGUUUUUCGUUGUUCUAUCGACUGUUUGAAUAUUUUCCCUACUAGCAUUGGCUACAUUAUUUUUUUCCACUAUCGGUAAAUAAUCAGUUAGCAGUGCCGUUUUUAAAAAUCGUUCGAACAUGAAACGCCCGCGACGAGAGUGACUCGGCACGGCAGGGCGUCUCGCGAUUGUGUAAAUGGUGUUAGCGUUCAGGGUACUGUGAUAUGUUUGCGGUUGACACGUGGACGACGUCGGAGGAGGUGGCUUGCCUGGGCCAGCAUGAGCAUGAGAUGCGGGCUACAGACACUGCUUGAGGCCGCCCGAUUUGUCGAAUUGCAAGAGGAGUUCGAGAAACAACAGUUGGUCACUUUACACGCAGCUGAGGAACCUUUGUCUACCGACAAAGAUGCCGGUUACCAUCCUACCUCGGUGACGCUUCCUAGCUCAGAUUUACCGGCUUCGUUGAACCACAUCGAACCACCGUCUACACCCCCUCAGCAGCAGCAGCAGCAGCAACAGUUACAUCAACAACUUCACCGGCAACAAUUACAGCCCAAACAGCAAACCGCUGCCGUGGUUACCGCUGCCGUCCUACCGCAGCUGCAACAGCAGCACGUCGUCCAUCACGUGUACAAGCCUCCCGUCGUCAAUAACGCACCCAAUGCACUUAUUACUGCCGUAUCAACCAGUUCAGUUGUAACAGCAGCAGCAGCCCCUAAUUCAGACGACAAUGUCGCCGCGUUAUCUUUGGCCCAAGAACUCAAACGCCGGACUGGAUCCGGCACAAGGGAGGUGCACAACAAAUUGGAGAAAAACCGACGUGCACAUCUUAAAGAAUGUUUCGAGCUGCUCAAGAAACAAGUGCCGGCAUCUCAGGACGAGAAAAAGACUUCAAACCUGAGUAUACUCAGGAGCGCCAUCCGGUAUAUUCAGGUUUUGAGACGAAGAGAAAGGGAGCUAGAACAUGAAAUGGAAAGACUGGCCAGGGAGAAAAUUUGGGCCCAACAAAGGCACGCUUCUCUAAAGAAAGAAUUGGCUGCUAAAUGGGAUCACAUUGAUUUUAGUAAACUGAUUCCAGAAUUACCACCUGAUGUAGCAACUAGAAAAACUACUAUUGCUACCAGUAUAAAUGGAGACUUUGAAACAGAAAGAGAAGCUAGUAUGGCUACCAGUGAUGCAGAUGAUAGCAAACUCAGUGCCCUAUACAGUAGUACCUCAUCUCUCUCUAGUUCCUCUCCACCCACCUUGCCACUUGUCUCUGAAACAACUCCUCAUCAGGUUCAAGUUGUGAGCACAUCACCAAUGAUGGGAAGUACCAUUCACAUAGUUCCUCAGACCAGAAACUCGUCUUCAUUACCCAACAAUAUACAGCAGCAAACUCUCACAUUCGUUCAUCAUAAAGAUGCUCUUAAUCAACAUGAAGGUACCACUCAAGCAGUACUUACUAAAGUAUCAAAUGGUUCUUUCACAUUGUAUGGUGACCCAAAGAUUGCAACCAAUCGUUCUAAAAUGUCUAUUGCAGGCAUAAAGAUUAGUCCUAGUGUGAUCGAUCAUUCCAACAAUGCAGCUCCUGCUCCUAUUAGACUGUUGCAAAAUAAUAUAUUAGCAAACCAAGCUUCAGUUGUAAAUAGAGGACAAACAACUCCAAAUCAUGUUAUAACCCGACCAUUACUUUUAACUCAUCAUCAUACUAAUUCUUCUCCAGCUCAUCUAGUACUAUCCACAUCUUCUUCUAAGGCAGUAACAAUUCCAAAUCAAUCAAUACCUCCACUGUCCAAUGGUCAUCUUUUAGUCAAGCCGGGUGCGAUGGUAGUAAUGAACAACCCACAACCUAAAUCGCACCAUUCAGGCCAUAAAGCAUAGCACUUAUUGAUCUUUAUAUUAAAUUAUUGUACAAUAAUACUAAUUUUUGGGGGUUUUUGGUAAUAACAGCGUAUAAAAUAGUUUUAAUAACAGUAAAAAAAAAAAAAAAAAAAAA